Messenger RNA from Aspergillus brunneoviolaceus CBS 621.78, 2157 nucleotides. Its product is annotated as putative C6 transcription factor. NCBI's taxonomy places the organism in Eukaryota, Fungi, Ascomycota, Eurotiomycetes, Eurotiales, Aspergillaceae. Bases 1 to 2157 code for a protein of 718 amino acids. The record is from RefSeq and is a predicted model, not a curated record. Gene Ontology annotation, biological process: DNA-templated transcription; regulation of DNA-templated transcription. Gene Ontology annotation, molecular function: DNA binding; zinc ion binding; DNA-binding transcription factor activity, RNA polymerase II-specific. The transcript is spliced from 8 exons.
AUGGACCAUCUGGAGGCCGAGGGUCCCGAGAGCGAUGGGAAGGAGUCACUUGGCAGACGUGCAUGUGACCAAUGUCGUUUGCGAAAGAUACGCUGCGACAAACGAUCCCCGUGCUCCAACUGUCGCAGUUCACAGAUUAUCUGCCAAUCGACCGGGGCAGGCCAGAAGCCUCAAGAGCCGCGGAAGCGGGUCUUGAUCUCUAGUCAGUAUGAAAGGAAGAUCGAUCUGAUCGAAGAGCGCCUGGGGAGCAUUGAGGACCUGCUCCGCCAACUUCGGUCGAACACAGCGACGACCAGCAGUGUCCCGGAGCCAUACUACCACUCCACGCCCAUGUCCAGCCGCAUGAGCCCCUCUGUCCCCGGCCAUGCGUCGAGUGGUCCGGCUCCCGUGGAGGACCCCGAGGCGACCCCCGCUUUCGAGGGCAACUCGUCUCUCGCCGCGCACUCCGCCUACGCCAGCGAGUUUCUGGAGACGGCCGUCUCGCGCAGCGCGCUGCAGGUGUCGUCGCCGACCAUCCAGGCGGCGCUUUCGACCUUGAAGCAGAUGGUCAGCAUGCAGGACCACCAGGCGCACUCGCCGGCCCGCGAGAUCCGCUUCCCCAACCAGAAGAGCAUCCUGGGGUCCGGGAUCCGAGACCUGGCCAUGCCGCCCGUGCAGGUGGUCCUGUCGCUUCUCCGGAAGUUCAAAGAGAAACCCAACAUUCUGCAGGGGGUCUGUCCGUUCCUCACGUGCGAGCGACUCAUCGAGAAAUGUCGGGAGGUCUACUUUGCCACCGAGGAGUUCUCGGACGCGGCGUUCAUCGUCGUCCACGGAGGUCUCUAUUAUGUGAUCAGUGACUGCAUCUCCUCCGUCGAGGACCCGAAGACGCGAGACGAGUACCAGCGGUAUCUCCGGCUCUGUCAAACCAAUAUAGAAACGGCGCUGGCCAACUUGAGUAUCUGUAUGCCGGCCAGAGCGGAAUAUAUCGAAGCUCUUGCGUUGGGGGCUCUCUAUGCGAUCGAGAUGUCGAAGCCGUCGUUCGCUCUGACAUUGACCUCUACGGCAGCCCGACUAUGUCAGACUUUGGGGUACCAUCGAGCUUCAUCAACCGAUCCCGAAAGUGACAUUUUCAGAGGACGCCAAUUGUUUUGGACGGUUUAUGCCCUCGACAAAGCGAUAUCUUUACGCCUUGGGCGGGCGUCAACAAUCCAAGACUAUGAUAUUACCAUGCCGGGGCCGAACGACGUCAUUGGAGCAGAGGAGCCCUGGAAUAGCGUUUUCCAGAUAUGGAUUAAAUUCGCCACCAUCCAAGGCCAAGUGUACGAGCGAUUAUACAGCCCCGCGGCAUUGUCGCAGCCGGAGGACGAGAGAGCCGAGCAUGCCCGUCAGCUGGCUGCUCAAGUGAUGGAGACUAUUGAUGCACCAUUUGAUCACAUCAUGAACACUCAGAAGCUAUCCCAUAUGGACGAGAUCUACAUGAUAUCGGACAAGAUUGCCCGAAAGUCGGUGAUGACCCUAAUAUAUCGAGCGAUUCCUCCAUCGCGAGACUCGCAAAGCACAUUCGUCAAAGAAUGCAUCACGACGGCUCGGGAGGCACUCGAACUACUGAAAGAGACCAUGAUCGAGGUCAAGGGAAUGACUGAGAAUUUCAAGGCGUCUUAUCUCCACUGGACGGUUCUCUACGCUCCCUUCGUGCCGUUUGUGGUGUUAUUCUGCCACACAAUAGCGACGUCCUCGUGGGAGGACCUGAACCGUCUGGAGGAGUUUGUGCUCUGCGUGCAGCCGAACUGUUUUCUUUCGGAGGCCAUCGCCAAGCUAUACCGCCUGUGCCAGGUGCUCAGUAAUGUCGCAAGGCUGUACAUUGAGGCCAAAGCACAGGCGCAGGCACGAGAGGAUCAAAACCUUGUGUCUGUUGGGCAGGAGUUCGAUACCUAUCUAACUGCGCUGGGUCUUGCACCUGCAUCGAAUCAAGAGGGCGGGGCCGUGUGGACGUCGGCGCCUUCCACGGCGGGAGCCGGAGCUGUAUCCGGGGUCAUGAGGUCUGGGAAUGGGGGGCCCUACACUGAAGCUCCUAUGCCACCGACUGAUCAACUGGGGAAUUGGUUCUCGGGCAAUCAGCAUAUGAUGGGGCUACUGGAAGAGGAUCUCUCUGUUUUUGAUCCUUCGUGGACAGGAUGA